AUGGAUAACUGCAUUCAAAAUGCAUCAGAUGAUCUGGAGUCGUUAAGACACAUUUUUUUUAGCAAGUACAAUUUCACGCCUUACUAUUAUAGCUUUAUGAAGGAUGCGCUGAGAUUGAUGAGAGUGUUUUAUAUGUGUGGAAGGAAAUGGGGAAACAGAGUGCAAUGUGAAUCUGCAUUGUCUAAUUUGGAACAAAGCAUUCAAAAUCAUUCCCUUGAGAUUCAGUUUGUUUGUCUUACGUUAUUAGAGUCUCUUGAUGAUUUGGCCACAUCUUGGAAUUUGAAUGAUUGUGAACCUAUUUUCAUUAUAUGGGUCAUGGCGAACAACAAGAAUCAUCCUUAUGCCUGGAUUAAUGACUACUUUCGUGAAAUGCUAAAUGCAAUUUUGAACGGAAUGGAGGAACUGCACCAGAUUCUCCUCUCAAAUAAUGAAUCUCAAGUAAAAAUGAUGGAUCUCUUAGAUAUCAUUGAUUCCCUUCUUCUUAUCGAUUUCGGGAACUUUGAUCUACCUGACCUGAAACAGAGUUUGAUGUUCUUGAAGAGCUUCCUUCGUUUUGUCAAAUUAUUACAAGGAAUUGAGCAUAAACAAGAAUUGGUAGAUCUGUUGAUACACGUUAAAGGCGUUUUGGUUGAUGUUGCUUCCUUCAUUUUCAAGUAUUUGAAGUGGUCCUUAAGUCCAUCUUUUCAGCGGCCAAAGCCUAACAAUUUUAGAAUCGAGCCCUUUGAAUCUCAGGUUUGUGGGAUUUAUGUUAGUGUCUUGCGCCAAGCUUCAGAAUUGUGGGAGUCAUCCAACAAUCUGCUUGAAGGAUACCAAACAGUACUUCUGAUGGCGGAUUUUCUUGAUUCUCUCAUUUUCCUGCUUUUGAAAUUGUUGUUCUGUUGUACCCGCGGUCAUCCAUACAUCUCUGACCAUCAAAUGUAUAAGCUGUAUCAGGGGCUUAGAUUCUUGAGAACCACUCUGAGACAACAACAUCUUGAUAAGGUCGAGGAGUUGUAUGACAAAAUACAUGAUCGUACCGGAGCCUUGAUUUGUCAGGCAGGAGUUAUAGUGUUCUAUCUUUUACAGGUAGAAGAAGAAAUAAGCUUGGGUGAAACAGUAAAGCUUCUGUUUUUGGGUUUUGAGGAAAAACUCAUGCUUGUCAAGCCGGAAGAAGAAGAAGAGGCACCAAGAGAUCAACUGAUAGCAUGUCCUCAAACAAACUUGCUUGGUUUUAUCGAUUCCAUCUUGGAGAAAAUGGAAUUUAAAAAUCAGGACGACGCUGCAGAUUUAGUGGUUGCUCCAGAAAAGAAUAAGUUUACCAUUAUCCAUGAUGAUCUUGCAUAUCUAAGAUCCUUUUUGGGUACUGUUAUGGGACAGCUGCAUGAUGACAAUGGAAAGCACCAAGGUCUCUGGCGUCGUGUUGCGACGGUAGCCUAUGAGACGGAAUUUGUCCUAGAUUCUCUACUGGUUGGAAACGCUGAUGAGAGUUUCAUUCAGCUCUUUGAUACUAUCACAGCGGAGAUUGAGCUUCUUAAGACUGAGGCAUUGGGAAGUUCGCCAAUUAUCGAAGUCCAGGGUAUGCCUAAAGCCGACAAUCAAAAGCCUCUGGCCUCUAAGAUUCUAGAAUUUGAUGAGCUUGUGGUAGGCUUGGACGAUGAGUCACAAGAGAUAAUUGGGCGACUAACAAGAGGAACGAAAAGUUUGGAUGUUGUUUCAAUUGUAGGCAUGGCAGGGAUAGGGAAAACUACCUUGGCGAAGAAAGUUUAUUGUGAUCCCUCCGUCACCAAUUACUUUCAUGUUUGUUUAUGGUGUACUGUCUCCCAAAUAUGGAACAAGAGCAGUCUCUUGUUUAAUAUUAUAAACAGGCUUGGUGAGAAAUCUUUGGACGAGCUAUCAAAAAUGAGUGAGGAUGAUUUGGCUAACACCCUCCGCAGAUGCUUGAAGAGAAAGAGGUAUCUUAUCAUUUUGGAUGAUGUUUGGGAUGCUGAAGUAUGGAUUGGUUUGAGAAAUUCAUUUCCAGAUGAUAGCAAUGGAAGUAGAAUUCUGCUAACCAGUAGAUAUGAGAAUGUGGCUUUAAACAUCAGGCCUGACAGUAAGCCUCACCUUCUUCGUUUCCUCACCAAUGCUGAGAGUUGGGAACUAUUACAAAAUAAGAUGUGCUUUGAAGAAGGUUGUCCCCAAGAAUUACUUGCACGCGGGAAGGGAAUAGCUACCCGUUGCAAGGGAUUGCCAUUGAUGAUUUUAAUGGUUGCUGGAGUUCUUUCCCAUAUGGAGCCUUGUACUUGGGGAGAGAUUGAAGAAAGUCUAGAGAAUGGUAAUCUACCUACUACAGAUGAGUGCAAGGAAAUUAUAGAGUUGAGCUAUCUUCAUUUGCCAGAGUGUUUGAAGCCGUGUUUUCUUUAUUUUGGAGCAUAUGAAGAGGAUGAAGAAGUAAGUGUUCAUGAAGUGGUACGGUUAUGGAUUGCAGAAGGCUUCGUUAAGGAAACUGAGAACGAAUAUGUAGAGGAUGUUGCGAUGGGCUACGCGAUGGAGUUGGUUCAAAGAAAUUUAAUUAUGGUUGCUGAGAGAGGGUCCAGAGGGAGGGCCAAAUCUUGCGUCCUUCAUGACCUGUUACUUGACUUAUGCCGGGCAAAAGGCAAACAAGAACACUUUCUGCAUCACUUACACUGCCAUGAACUUGGAAUUUCAAUUGACCCAAAAACGUUGUACCGGUUACAUGUUAACCCUGAUAUGGUGAAGGAUUUUGAGGAGUUAAUGGUUCUAUUUCCUCGUUUACGCACUGUGUUGUUCACUGACAAAUACACAAGAAGUUGUGAAGUUCAUUGGUAUGAUAUCCUAUACAAUUGUUGCCAUUCCUCCAAACUUCUAAGAGUUUUGAGUUUGAACAGAAUCUUUAGGUGGCCUUCCUUUCCAUGUCCAAUUCAACUACUUGGUCACUUGAAAUACCUCGCAUUCGCCGUUGAAUCAGACGCAUCAGUUAACAUCCCAUCCUCAAUUGCCUAUCUCUCAAAUUUGGAGUUCUUCAUUAUUCAGGGAAGUCCACUUGAAGUGUUGCUGCCACAAACUGUAUGGAAUAUGAAAAAGUUAAGGCAUAUGAAAGCAAAGUCGUGGGUUUUUGUGUGGGGAUUGCCUUCAGAGAAUCCUAAUAUUUCAACUUUAGAGAAUGCUCGCGCACUGUGCGGCCUAUUAAUUUCCGGUGACCAAGUGAUGGAAGAAUUUACUCAAAAGUUCCCCAACGUUCGCCGACUUAGAUGCACUCUCUGCUUGGUUGAGGAGGACGAUGAGACUUCAAAGUUUUUCACAUUCGAUCUUUUGAGUCGACUUGAAUCACUUCACAUCGAUCGUUUGAGUGGCAAUUGUGUUUAUCAAUUCCAGUUUCCUCAAAAUAUAAAGAAGCUAACUCUAAUUAACCUGGAGCUUCCAUGGAGUGAAAUUUCAGCAAUUGAUAGACUGGUAAAUCUUGAGGUCCUCAAGUUAGACUGGUUUGCAUUUGCAGGGGAAACAUGGCACGUUGGAGAAGAAAGCACAUUCCCAAAGCUGAGAUUUCUGAAAUUGGAAAGGAUGGAUUUAGUUAGGUGGACGAUGGAUUCGGAGGAAUGUUUUCCUUGUCUCGAGAAAUUAGUUGUUGGAUAUUGUCGUCAGUUGGAAGAAUUACCUAUCUAUUUCGCCCAAAGUUUAACUCUUCAGAUGAUUCAGGUAAUUGAAUGUGAUCGUGCUGCUGAUUCGGUAAAGAAAAUUGAAGAAAUGAAGACGGAUUGGGGAAAUGAGGAUCUGAAGAUCCAUCUUCAGAAUUCAAACUGGGAGGAAUUGAUGGGAGGAUAUGAAACACCUCUGCCCAAAAUUGUCACCGGGGAUAUCGAGGAACAAGAAGGUUGCUCUAUGGUGCUUGAGAGUUGA
Messenger RNA from Oldenlandia corymbosa var. corymbosa, 3876 nucleotides. The record is from the annotation of a GenBank genome assembly. Lineage: Eukaryota; Viridiplantae; Streptophyta; Magnoliopsida; Gentianales; Rubiaceae.